CUAUAAUUUUGUUGGCAGGUGAAUUUCUGGUGGAAGAUAUUCGAAGAGGAAUAACAAACCACAAAGAAGAAAAAUGAAACUUCUGUGAGUGUUGAAUUCUAUUUAAUCGGGCUAUCAUGAUUUUUAAUAGAAGUAACUGUUUAUUCAAACAACUAUUGAUGAAUGGGCUUAGGAAUCGGAUCAAACAAAUCCCGCAGACUAUUAGUUAUUCGCGUUUGUGUUGUGAGAUGCAGGCCUUACAAAAUCAUUUCUCGAGUAAAACUUUCUCGUCUUAUCUUGUGAUUCGGAGUCCGAGUAAUUCAAACCUGAGAACUAUGUCUUCAAACAGAGUAUAUGAUGGUUCAGAUCAAGUUAAUACGUUAGACGAUAGUAAAGAUGCAGUAAACAGGUUUGAUGAGCUCUUUGAUGAUCUCUUUGUAGAGAAAGGGAUAGAACAAAAAGCGAUGGGAUAUAAUAUAUUUGUUAUACAACCGUAUAUCAAGUGGGGGGCCUCAAAAAAGCAGCUUACUACACCUGCAAACCAGCUGAACGAAUCAGUAGCGCUUAUUGAUACUCUGAAAGAUUGGGCAGUGGUCGGUACGGAAAUAGUUCCUUUAACUACUACAAAAAGCCCUCAAGUUUUUGGAAAAGGGAAAUUGGAGGCGCUGACUAAAAUAAUCAAAUCUGAUGAGAGUAUAACAGCUGUUUUUAUUAGUUUAAAUGUGCUAUCAAAAGUCCAACAAGAUUUUUUGGAAGAAACUUUUGGUUUGCCGGUUUUUGAUAGGUACUCAGUGGUGAUGAGGAUUUUCCGUGAGCAUGCUGUUACCAAAGAAGCCAAACUCCAAGUGGCCAUGGCAGAAAUUCCUCAAUUGUGGAGGAACUUAUCUUUGGAUAAGUAUCGGGCAAGAGGUGGAGAUUCGGAUGGAAGCUCCGGGGAGACUUUGUACGAGAUCAGGAAGAAUAUCAUUAAAGAACGUGAGGGCAGGCUGAGAGCAGAAUUGAAAAGUUUGAAGAAACAUCGUGAUUUGAUAAGAAGCAAAAGAAAGAAACGACAGUUCCCAACCAUUGCUGUUGUUGGAUACACUAAUGCUGGAAAGACGUCCCUUAUUAAAGCGCUCACACUAGAGCAACAGAUGCAACCAAAAAAUGAACUAUUUGCUACCCUUGAUGUAACAUGUCAUCUUGGUGUUCUACCUUCCAACAUCAAAGUUCUCUACAUUGACACGAUAGGUUUCAUUUCAGACAUACCAACCAUGCUAAUUGAGCCUUUCAUUGUUACGUUGGAAGAUGCACUAGAAGCUGACUUGAUUGUGCAUGUAAUCGAUGUGAGUAAUCCAGAUUAUGUGGCCCAAGCAGCCCAUGUUGAUGACACCUUGAAACAACUGAAUGUAGAUCAAAGUCUAGUGAAAAAUAUAAUCGUAGUAGCCAACAAAGUUGACUUACUAACAAAAAAACAGCUGCAAACUCUAGAAGGUAAUGGGAUGUUGCAAAUAUCGUGCGCAAAUAACAGUGGGCUAUCUCAGUUACGGGAUGAAGUGCAACGAAUUCUAUUGAAUGUAACAGAUCGAGUGAAGAUUAGAAUACGUGUAGCGAAUGGCGGACCUGAGUUCUCGUGGCUCUAUAAGGAGUCAUCAGUCGUCGAUGUUGUAAUGGAUGAAAACAACGGCCAAUUCAUCUUUAUGGACGUUAUAGUCACCAAAACAAAUUUGGAGAGGUUCAAGUUCGAAUUCAUUAUGAAAAAGAAACGUGAGCGAUUAAAAAGCUACAAAGACUAACUGCUUGUGCUCUCGUUCAAAAAUGUCAUUUACAUUCAUAUUUUCUGUAAAAUUGGAAACAUUUUUAUUAGAUCAUUUUUUUAUUCUUGAUCCAUCUUCUUCUUACUGUUGAUUAUAGUAAACAAUCAAGAGUAAAUAGUAAAAAAACAAUUUGUGUUAUUUGAGUUAUGUAACUUAACUGGAAUAUAUUUUUCUUAAAUUGAUAUGUAUUCUGAAAAAUCAAGAUCCUAUAUCAUCAGUUAAUAAAAAUACCUUGAAGAAUUUAUCUUCAAAAUUCAAAGGUUUUACUACCAAUUCUCAAAUGACCUACUCCAAAGAUUUCAAUAUUAGACGCUCAUUCUGUUCUAAAUUCUAAACAAUUCAUUUUUUCACACAAAAAAUUUUCUAAUAUCUAAACAAUUCAAAUAGUGAUUAACCUAGACAAACACUAAAAACAAAUUUUUAUGCAGAAAUAAUCCUGCAUAUUUCAAAAAGUAAAAAUUAUAAAAAACAAUUUCUCCUUAGAAAUUCCUGUAUUUUUGAAAA
Messenger RNA from Nilaparvata lugens (brown planthopper), 2279 nucleotides. Its product is annotated as putative GTP-binding protein 6. Gene Ontology annotation, molecular function: ribosome binding; GTP binding. Gene Ontology annotation, cellular component: cytoplasm. NCBI's taxonomy places the organism in Eukaryota, Metazoa, Arthropoda, Insecta, Hemiptera, Delphacidae. The coding region runs from base 117 to 1754 and encodes 545 amino acids. The record is from RefSeq and is a predicted model, not a curated record. The transcript has a single exon.